AAGUUUGCAGGCUGCGUAUCUGUGAGUCUACUCCAUCCUCAACAAUUUAAGAGGCAUGGCCGAGAAAAAAUUGAAUUUGAAGCAUAUCUUGCCGGUGUUUUAAACAUGGGACAUUCACACUACAAAUGCAUAAAAGGAAUGAAAGGCCAGGAUGAAUUAAAGAUAACUUUGUAUUACGCUCACCGUUGCUUUCUAUCUACAGUAGCAUUAUUGAAAGCUCACAGAAAUGAACUUAUAAAGAUUACUGAACUGCUUUUGAAAAAAGGAACCUUGGGAAUUGGUGAAAUCGAAACGAUUCUGACAGGUCCUAAAGGAAAAAGUUCUAAAGAUCGAACUUUGUACGAUUGUUUUGUUCCAACUCUCACUCUACAAGGGCAUUUGGAGUUCAACAGAAUGCUUUAAUCUGAAAUCAAAGCAAAUAUGAAGAAAAUUUGAUUUGAUAUUUAAAACACUUUAAAAAAUAAAAA
Messenger RNA from Parasteatoda tepidariorum (common house spider), 467 nucleotides. RefSeq lists its product as uncharacterized. Gene Ontology annotation, molecular function: metalloendopeptidase activity; ATP binding; ATP-dependent peptidase activity. Gene Ontology annotation, biological process: proteolysis. NCBI's taxonomy places the organism in Eukaryota, Metazoa, Arthropoda, Arachnida, Araneae, Theridiidae. The record is from RefSeq and is a predicted model, not a curated record.